Molecule: messenger RNA, 1419 nt
Organism: Carica papaya (papaya)
Lineage: Eukaryota; Viridiplantae; Streptophyta; Magnoliopsida; Brassicales; Caricaceae
Gene: ACS11
Product: 1-aminocyclopropane-1-carboxylate synthase 11
Biological process (GO): biosynthetic process; amino acid metabolic process
Molecular function (GO): pyridoxal phosphate binding; transaminase activity
Source: RefSeq, a predicted model, not a curated record
AUGUUGUCCAAGAAGGUAACCUUCGACUCCCAUGGACAGGACUCAUCCUACUUCUUGGGAUGGCAAGAGUACGAGAAGAACCCUUAUCACCCUACUCAAAAUCCUACUGGGAUUAUCCAGAUGGGUCUUGCUGAGAAUCAGCUUUGCUUUGACCUCCUGGAAUCAUGGCUAUCGACCAACCCUGACGUGCUGGGCUUGCAGAAUAGAGGAGAAUCAGUGUUCAGAGAAUUAGCUCUCUUUCAAGAUUACCAUGGCUUGCCUGCUUUUAAGAAUGUGCUUGUUGAUUUCAUGUCAAAAAUAAGGGGAAAUAAAGUAACAUUCGAUCCAAACAAGCUGGUUCUCACUGCUGGUUCAACUUCAGCUAAUGAGACUCUUAUGUUUUGCCUCGCUGAUCCUGGCGACGCUUUUCUUCUUCCUGCUCCAUAUUACCCAGGAUUUGACAGAGACCUUAAAUGGAGAACCGGAGUUGAAAUUGUACCAAUUCAUUGCUCGAGCUAUAAUGGCUUUAGAAUAACCAUGUCUGCAUUAGACGAAGCGUAUAACCGAGCUCAGAAGAUGAACCUCAAGGUCAAAGGAGUACUCAUCACCAACCCCUCAAACCCACUAGGCACCACCGUGACCCGCGAUGAACUCAAUCUCCUACUCACUUUCGCCAUUGACAAAAAGGUUCAUAUAAUAAGUGACGAGAUCUACUCAGGAACUGUGUUUGGCUCGCCCGAGUUCACAAGUAUUGUGGAAGCCGCCAUGGAUAAGAACCUUCAAGAAACUGAUGCAUGGAACAGGAUUCACGUCGUUUACAGCCUGUCAAAAGACUUAGGCUUGCCGGGAUUCCGAGUCGGCAUGAUUUACUCCAACGAUGGAACAGUGGUUUCCGCUGCCACGAAGAUGUCAAGCUUCGGACUCGUUUCUUCACAAACUCAGUACUUACUGGCAAACAUGCUCGCAGACGAGAAGUUCGCCGGAAAAUAUAUAGAAGAAAAUCAGAGAAGGUUGAAGAAGAGAAGGGAGAUGCUUGUUUCCGGGCUGAAAAGAGCGGGAAUCGAGUGUUUGGACAGCAAUGCAGGACUAUUUUGCUGGGUAGACAUGAGACAUCUCCUUCAUUCCAACACUUUCGAAGCCGAGCUCGAGCUAUGGCGGAAGAUUGUAUGUGAAGUCAGACUGAAUAUCUCGCCUGGUUCGUCUUGCCAUUGUACGGAACCAGGUUGGUUCAGAGUCUGCUUCGCUAACAUGUCCCAAGAAACUCUUCACGUAGCCAUGCAGCGGAUUUACAAAGCUUUUGCAGAGUCCGCCAUUGUUGGGUCUAAAGCAACCUCUGGAAGAUGCUCGACACAGCAGAUUUACUGGAAUUCGAGGAGGAGAUCACUUAUUACCAAAUGGGUUAAUAAGUUGUCGUCGUGUGAUGGUCAAGCAGAACGUUAA